AUGUGUGGCCCUGAGACUGGCCUAUGUGUGACUUGCAGAGUUAAUGAUUAUCCCAGCAGUUGUCUAAACUGCUUGGUUCCACUGGGCUGCUGCAAGCAGUUAGAGCAGUCUCCAGAGAGCAGCAUGUUCCCCUUGCUCUUUGGUGCUGGACUGGUGGUUCUGAACCUAGUGAGCUCUGCAAGGAGCCAGAAGACAGAACCUCUUAGUGGCUCUGGGGACCAGCCCCUCUUCCGUGGUGCGGAUCGAUACGACUUUGCCAUCGUGAUCUCUCCAGGAGGCACAGAAUGCUUUUGGCAAUUUGCCCACCAGACUGGAUACUUCUAUUUCAGUUAUGAGGUUCAGCGGACACUGGGAAUGUCACAUGACCGGCAUGUUGCUGCCACUGCACAUACCCCACAGGGUUUCCUUAUAGACACCAUUAAGAAUGUUCGGGGCCAGAUUAACUUCUCCACCCAAGAGACAGGUUUUUAUCAGCUUUGUCUAAAAAAUCAGCAAAAUCGCUUUGGUUCUGUGCAAGUAUACCUCAAUUUUGGAGUCUUCUAUGAGGGGCCUGAGAUGGACCACAAAGAGAAGAAUGAAAGAAAACAACUGAAUGAUACUUUGGAUGCAAUUGAGAAGAGUACACGAAAGCUGCAGAACAAUAUCUUUCACAUGUGGCGAUACUACAACUUCGCUCGCAUGAGAAAAAUGGCUGACUUUUUCCUACUCCAGUCAAACUAUAACUAUGUGAAUUGGUGGUCGACAGCCCAGAGCCUUGUUAUUAUUCUUUCUGGGAUCCUGCAGCUGUAUUUCUUGAAGCGUCUCUUCAACAUCCCAACGACUACAGACACAAAGAAGCCAAGAUGCUAAGCUCGAACAACUACAGUGCCCUGGCUCUUUUCUUCUGGGGCACAAGCUCUCUCAAAUCUUUGUAAAGUUAUUGGGAAAAAAAUCAAUUUUUCUUGGUAGAAAGUUGUAGCCUAUUGCUCUCAUCUACACAGGCAAAAUAGCAAUAAAUAAAAGUGUGU
Messenger RNA from Lipotes vexillifer (Yangtze River dolphin), 1007 nucleotides. It is a transcript of the gene TMED6, whose product is annotated as transmembrane p24 trafficking protein 6. Lineage: Eukaryota; Metazoa; Chordata; Mammalia; Artiodactyla; Lipotidae. The record is from RefSeq and is a predicted model, not a curated record. The coding region runs from base 1 to 849 and encodes 282 amino acids. The transcript is spliced from 4 exons.